This is a messenger RNA of Paramuricea clavata, 860 nucleotides long. NCBI's taxonomy places the organism in Eukaryota, Metazoa, Cnidaria, Anthozoa, Malacalcyonacea, Plexauridae. The record is from the annotation of a GenBank genome assembly.
AUGGAUCGCCGUUUUGUGCGAUAUCUUUUAGUUACCAAGCAUAUUUUGAAGAAAGCGAAGUUUGCCUCGGAUAUGUUGCAGAAGCCAACCAAUGAUCUAUCCAAUGCAAUUGACCUUAUUGCAUCUCUUAACGAGGAAGUAGACGCCUGCCACUCACGAACGAAAUGCCAGCAGUUUUGGGAUGAAGCUGAAGAUGUUGCCGACUGUUUAAACCUACCAGACGAUGUACGACCAGUUCGAAACAGAUGACCGCCAGCGGCUUUACGGGAUUUUUAUGUGGAAGCUAACAUCGAAGAGAAUCUCGGACAAGCAGGUUUCGAUGAAUUCAUUCGGGACAUUUACGAAAUGGUAGACAAUGUAAAUGCAGAACUUAAAAAGAAGAUUUGACGAGAAGAACAUUGUUAUAAUGCAAGGUGUUACUUCAUUGUUACCCAAGUUCUUCCAGCUUCCUAGAUGAAGAUUCGCUUGUGGCUUUUGCAAAGUUAUUUAAUGUCAAUACCGAUUGCCUACGCUGCGAAAUAGCAACCUUUCAUCACUUGCUUAAACAAAAGGACAAGGAAGAUCACCCAAAAGGACUUCUUCAGAUGCUAUCUUACCUGGUGACAUUAAAGGAAGCAUUCUCUGAGCUGCAUUGCAUUGUUCUGAUUGCCUGUACUUUACCUGUUUCAUCAGCUGAAUGUGAAAGAAGUUUUAGUUCAAUGAAGCUGAUAAAGAAUGAACUCCGUUCAGUAAUGAAACAGGAACGUCUGGACAGCCUUAUGAUGUUGGGAAUUCACCGCGAGCGUGGAGAAAAACUGGACUUAGAUAACGUAGUAGAUAGGUUCAAGGCCAGAUUUCCCAACUGCAGAAUUUCACUUUGA